AGUUUGAUAUUAAAUUAGACAUUGUUGACUAAAAUCAGCUGUCAUCUGACUUAACUUUUUUUACUCCUUUUAACUCAGUUAUUAAAAAGCAGUUAAGCUUUCACUCAAGCAAUUAAAAUUUAUUACUCAAAGUGUUUACUCAAUCAACACUUCUUAUCAGCAAAUCAAUAAGCAAAUGAACUGAUAAAUCAAUAAGUGCUCCGAAAUGUUAUACAUUUUAUAAUUACUUAUUAUUGUUAUUAUUUUUUACGAUAUUUGUUGGUAUUUUUUUUUACCAAUUCAUACAUUUUUAAAUACAGUGCAAAGUUCGAUUAAUUACAAUAAUAAUAAUUACUAUUGGUAUUUAUUAUUAUUAUUAUUAUUAUUAUUAUUAUUAUUAUUAUUAUUAUUCCCAUUGUUUAUUUUGAAAAAAAUAACAGGGUCUAUCAAUGCUCAAAUAUUAAAUAUAAUAAAACAAUAAUAAUAAUAUUUAUAAUUAAAUAGUGACCUAAAUUCAACCAAAAUGUCAGGUAUUUUUGAAAAUGGCAAUUACCAAAUAUCAGAUGAGAAUGAAAUGACGACUAUUGAUAUUAAUAAAGAGUUCUCAUUAUUAGACCACAUGGAAAUUUUAAUUGUCGAGUCGGAAAAACGUGCUAAUGGAGCACUCAAUUUACGAGAUUUUUAUACCGUGUAUUUAAUUAACACAAAAGUAACGGACCCAGAUUUUGAAGACGCAAUAACGAGAAUCGGGUCAUUGUGGCGUAGAUACACCGAAUUUGAGAUGUUAAGAACUUAUUUAGAAAUCACAUAUCCGUAUAUUGUUGUGCCAUCACUGCCAGAAAAAAGAGUUCUCUAUGCAUGGCAAAAAGUUACCACAGAUACAUUCGAUCCGGAUUUUGUUGACAGAAGACGUGCUGGCCUAGAGACUUUCUUAUUGAGAGUUGCGUCACAUCCAACGCUGUCAAAGGACAAACAAUUUAUGGGGUUUCUUCAGCAAACCGACAACUGGCGCGAAACCCUCAAAGACUCUAGUUACUCCCAGAUCGCAGACACAAAAUUAAAAGCACUAAGCGAUGCCGUCAAUUUUAAAAAUUCUGACAAACAAUUCGAGUCAUACAAAAUUUAUGCCACAGAACUUCACAAUAACUUAAACAAUUUUCUGCGUCUCCGUGCCAGGCUGGCGGAAAAACAGUACAACCUUUUCAAACUCCACGCAAAUUACGGGCGGGUGUUUAGCGAAUGGAGUGCGAUCGAGAAAGAAUUGGGCGAUGGGUUACAGAAAACCGGUCACCAUUUGGAUUCCCUGGCUGCUGCUAUUGAUAGUCACCUCGAAGAGGAAGAAUUGAUUGCCGAUCAAAUGAAGGAGUGGCUAUUUGGUGCCACUGCUUUGCAAGCUGUCAUAAAACGACGGGAAGCUUUGCAAUCAAGUAAAGAUGAAGCCACUGAUCAUCUGAACAAUGCUUAUGAACAAAGACAAAAAAUUGUUCAAGGAAAAUUCGGAUUGAUGUCAAGGCUCUUUGGAGCAAUUGAUUCUGAGGAAAUGCGUGGACAGAAAUCUAAUCAACUGGAGCAAAAAAUAGUUGUUAUGGAAAAUAAUGUUAAAGAAAUAGAUGAAAAUUUGACAUCUUUUUCAACGAGAGCAUUGUCGGAUAUUGAGAGAUUUCAACGGCAAAAAGAUAACGAUAUUAAAGAAGCACUUGCUAAUUAUUGUUUACUGCAAUUCAAACUUGCUAAAAAGGGCCUCCAAACUUGGCAGAAUAUCAAACAAUGCUUAGAAAACAUGCCUUGAAAAAUUUGAACAAUUGAAAUAAAAAAAGACCUGUCAUAAUUAUCAUGUCAUUAACGUACCUAAAGAAAUAAAAAAGUCAUUAAGUAUCACAACUAUAUUACGAUAUUAAUUAUGAUAAUAAAAAUAUUUAAAAUCACCCAAGUGAACAAAUAAAUGUUGUACAUUCCUUACUAUACGUAAUUUUUAUGCUCACGUACAAUAUUUUUGAAUAAUUUAUAGUUUACAAAUAUAUACAAACUAAAUUAUGUUGGUAUAAUUUUGAAGGUUUAUUAUUAAUUGUUGUCUAUAUUUUAUUGAAUAUAUUAAAAGUGCAAUAAUUAUUAAUAACGAAUAAAUAUAUCAAAGAACAAUAAUAUAUACGCAUAAACAUAAUAAUUUAAAGUAAAAUAAUCUGUAACA
Messenger RNA from Microplitis mediator, 2167 nucleotides. RefSeq names its product sorting nexin-4-like. The coding region runs from base 503 to 1768 and encodes 421 amino acids. Gene Ontology annotation, molecular function: phosphatidylinositol binding. Gene Ontology annotation, biological process: protein transport. The record is from RefSeq and is a predicted model, not a curated record. The transcript is spliced from 9 exons. Lineage: Eukaryota; Metazoa; Arthropoda; Insecta; Hymenoptera; Braconidae.